CACCUGGCCUCACCACCUGACCUCUCCACCUGGCCUCACCACCUGACCUCUCCACCUGGCCUCACCACCUGACCUCUCCACCUGGCCUCUCCACCUGGCUCUUUAUCUCUUAAAAUACCAGCGCCACAAAUAAGUAUCUUCGACCAGUACAAGUAUGGCUACAACGUGGAGUCCGAGGCUACCGGCAACUACCAGGCCCGCUACGAGGCCAGGGAUGGCCAGACUGUCAGUGGCUCUUACAAGGUAGCGCUGCCAGACGGUCGCAUCCAAGUGGUGACGUACGUUGCUGACGACAUGGGCUUCAGAGCAGAGGUCAACUAUGAGGGGGAAGAAAAGACGCACACUACGCCCAUCACUCCAACCAAGAAGUCGAGUGUCGGUAUAGUGGAGCCAGCGCCGCGCCUCGCACAAGAUCAGGAAAGCCAUCAGGGACCGGAUUACUUUCCAGUGCACGACUCGCACCCAGUCCGCGACCCCGCCCACAGUAGUCCGCGACCGCACGCAAGUGGCCAUUACCCUAGUACUCAGCCUGUCCUCGCUUCUCUCGCAGACCAAAAGUUGCACUUCCAUAAUUACGUGACCACCGCCUCCCCCAACCCCUUCAGACUGGUGGUGGAGAAAGGGCGGGCAUCCACCCUAGCUCCACCUCCUUUCUCUACCACUCCCGCUGCCACCCACUCCACAAACACACACACUUACAAUAUUGUGAAGCAACUCACGACCACGCCCGCCCCACCAGUUGCCACAACGCCCAAAACACUCCUCGCCACACCCGUGACCAAUUCCCACGUGAUGGAUAAUGGGUUCAUGAGGACAGUGGUGGCCAGAAACAGGCAACCAUUCUCUCCCAGUAACUAUCCCGGCGCCCCUGCCACCGCCACCAAGGCCACGAACAGUCACGCCAUGACUCCUCACACAGUCUACCAGGACCACACACCAACGUCAGUGUACCAAUACACAGCUGAAGACAGCCCUGCUUCCCACACCACGCUUUACAGUCCUGACGCAAAAGCUGUUGCUUACAUCCAAGCCCUGGGCAGGUCACACCUCGUCCCUGUCCUCCUUCCUUAUACACCACGACCACAAGAGCACUCCAAUUCACCCUUUCCACACACAGACGUCCCUACUCACUCACGUCAGCACCAAGACAUUUCCACUUUUCCUCAGCACAACAUACUGCCUCUGCCGACCAGGACCUACUACCUAAACCGACAGUCCCGCGCCCCCGGCACACAUGACCUGCAGGGCUUCCACGACGGCGACAGUGUAGAAAUACUGAGGGGGGACGACCGCCGCCCACGUCUCAGUCUCAAGGUCCCGGCACCCCACGAGGCGGACAUCUACCCUUCACGUCCACCAUUCUACCACCACUGAUGCUCUCCGGAACUUAGACUGGUAAAGACAGCGACGGUCUCGCUCUCGACAGCGACGGUCUCAGGUCGGCGUUAGAUCAUGGACACCAUUCCAUCGUCGUAAACCCGCUCCUUGUCCUCAUAUCCCUUCCAAAUGCUGUAUAUUACUAGUUGCUUAGCACUUUCCUCUCAAAAGUACCUUACCUCUGGAACAUGUGUUUCUUUGUUAUGAUUUCACAUCACCAGAGGUUCGUUGUGUUCAAUGGUCAUUACUUCGCACUUGUUGUGAGGCAAAUGUACAGUGCAAGUGGGCUCUCCUGUGGGGCGUGCAACAGCUCCCUGUGUAUUAAAACCUCAUUACAAGUAACCUAUCCACCACCGCCCACUGGAUGGGGGAAUUGCGGUGUACAGGAUAAACAUAUCAGUUAGGACACUAGUUCUCCACAAAUGUAAGUUGCUUUGGAUGGAGACUACUGUUUGGUCUCGAACCCAUUGAUGAUAUAACAAUAAACAUUAAAUUUUGUAAUUAGCUUAUCAAGACUGUAACUUGCUUAGCUAAAUGAAUUUUGGUGCUCAGUCUAUAAGCUCAUUAUGUGCCUCUGUAACCCUUUCCACAGCCAUGGCUGAAUGAUAAUAUUUACACAUAUUUGCAAGUCAUUAAUUAUGUUUAUAGUAUAUAUGUAUAUCGUGCUUACCAGUUUCUAGACAUUAGAUAAGUAUCUUAUAUAAGAAUGUGGGAACGUGCCAAGACUAUAUAGAACAAGACUGUCUGAGCAGAUAUAGUGUCCUGGUGAUUUGGUGUGUGUACGGGGCGGCCCACAGUGUUAGACAGGUCACUAUAGCGUCCUCGUGAUGUGGUGUGGCGACCUGUCUAACACUGUGUCCUCUACAGUGUUAGACAGGUCACUAUAGUGUCCUCGUGAUGUGGUGUGGCGACCUGUCUAACACUGUGUCCUCUACAGUGUUAGACAGGUCACUACAGGUAACAUCCGUGGGAAGGAGGGACCAGAGCUACAUACAGACGUCAUCUGAUGAAGUUUCUGGACAUUUGUUUUUAAAGCAAUGACAUGUGUUCUAUCUUAAUAGCGAUCUUUGAACACGGAUUGGAAGGUUAACGGCCUCGUAUCCUUGGAUAUAUGGUAAGAAUGGAAUGGAAUUAUCAGGAGAAAGCGCCAACCCAUUACGAGUAUAUAACACUUAGAAGGGAUCAGGAUAAGGAUUUGGGAUGGGACGGGGGAAAGGAAUGGUGCCCAACCACUUAGACAGUCGGGGAUUGAACUCCGGGAUAUAUGGUAGGACUAUAUACAUAUCCUGAGAUCUCCUGGAAAGCUUAUGGGCUUUCCCGUGCCACCUCUCGUGUGACACAAUCUUCAACAAUCAAUCAAUCACACAAUCCUGGAAAGGACCAGUUCACGUGAGAGAGGGGAGGCAAUAAACAAAUUUCUUGCCUACAUAUGACCGUAACACACAUUCUUCUAAAAAUAAAAUAUGGCAUACCACGGAGUUUAUCAAUAACUGUUUUUUAAAUCCGGCCAUUACAGACUUGACUGACAAUGUCAGGUCCCGGCCUGGGGGAAUAUUACAGAAUCUUCAUUGUUCUGUAUUUAUUUAUGUUCCUAAUAAUUAUGUGAGAAACUCAACGAAAAUAACUUGAAAACUUUAAACGGAAGGUUCAGAACUGUGCCCUUAAUUAUGCACAGUAAAACGUUAUUGUGUGUGUUUUACUGGCUGGUUAUAUUAUAACAAUGGUGCUGUUCUACUGAGAGCCGCUUGUGUUCAAGCGACACUUCUUUUCCUAUAAUCAUUGUUUUUCUUUCGAUUUACUUUGCAUUUUUUUGUGAAGGUGUGUUUGUCCACAUCAUACUCCAGUUCGCUGGUUUUAUAUAUGCUGAUAACACCAAUUUAUUGGUUAUUUUUGUAUUAAAAUAAAAUAU
Molecule: messenger RNA, 3286 nt
Organism: Procambarus clarkii (red swamp crayfish)
Lineage: Eukaryota; Metazoa; Arthropoda; Malacostraca; Decapoda; Cambaridae
Source: RefSeq, a predicted model, not a curated record